CAUAUACAAACAAACAAACAAACAAAAAAAGCUUCUUAGAUACAGUCAUAAAUUUAGCUUUGCUCAGCAAUCUUCAUAGAGGUGUCCACUGAAUGUACUAUUUUUUUUUUAUCCCCCCCUCCCCUCUCUUUCUCCUCUUUUCAGCUUUAUGUACGGGGAGCUCACCGACAAGGACACGACGGAAAAAGUCCGACUAACGUUUGAGAAUUAUGAGAUGAACUCAUUUGAAAUCCUGAUGUACAAGAAGAACAGGACGCCGGUUUGGUUUUUUGUGAAAAUUGCUCCCAUUCGAAACGAACAAGAGAAAGUGGUUCUGUUCCUCUGUACGUUCAGCGACAUCACAGCCUUCAAGCAGCCCAUUGAGGACGAUUCUUCCAAAGGUUGGGGGAAGUUUGCCCGAUUGACUCGAGCGCUAACAAGCAGCAGGGGAGUCUUACAGCAGCUACAACCUACAGUUCAUAAAGGAGAGAAUGUCCAUAAGCACUCUCGUCUCGCUGAGGUGCUGCAACUUGGCUCUGACAUCCUACCUCAGUACAAACAGGAGACCCCCAAAACCCCUCCUCACAUCAUCCUGCACUACUGCCUCUUUAAGACCACAUGGGACUGGGUCAUCCUCAUCCUCACCUUUUACACGGCUAUCAUGGUGCCCUACAACGUCUCCUUCAAGACGAAGCAGAACAACGUGGCUUGGCUGGUGGUGGACAGCAUCGUGGACGUCAUCUUCCUGGUGGACAUCGUCUUGAACUUUCACACCACGUUCGUGGGGCCCGCCGGCGAGGUCAUCUCCGACCCCAAGCUGAUCCGCAUGAACUACCUGAAGACCUGGUUUGUGAUCGACCUGCUCUCCUGCCUGCCCUAUGAUGUCAUCAACGCCUUCGAGAACGUGGACGAGGGGAUCAGCAGUCUGUUCAGCUCUCUUAAGGUUGUCCGGCUCCUCCGUUUGGGCCGGGUCGCCCGCAAACUGGACCACUACAUCGAAUACGGGGCGGCCGUCCUGGUGCUGCUGGUCUGUGUUUUUGGACUGGCGGCACACUGGUUGGCCUGCAUCUGGUAUAGCAUUGGAGACUACGAGGUGAUUGAUGAAGAAACCAACGUUGUCCGCAUGGACAGCUGGCUCUACAUCCUGGCUGAGGCGAUGGGCAGGCCCUAUCGCUUCAACACCACCGGUUCGGGGAAGUGGGAGGGCGGGCCCAACAAAGACUCGGUUUACAUCACCUCCCUGUACUUCACCAUGACCAGUCUGACCAGCAUUGGCUUCGGCAACAUCGCUCCGACGACGGACGGGGAGAAAAUCUUCGCUGUGGCCAUGAUGAUGAUCGGAUCCCUUCUUUACGCCACCAUCUUUGGUAACGUGACAACCAUCUUCCAGCAGAUGUAUGCCAACACUAAUCGCUACCAUGAGAUGCUCAACAGUGUCCGGGACUUCCUUAAACUCUAUCAGGUCCCCAAAGGCUUGAGUGAAAGAGUUAUGGACUAUAUCGCCUCUACCUGGUCCAUGUCACGGGGCAUAGACACCGAAAAGGUGUUGCAGAUUUGUCCAAAGGACAUGAGAGCAGACAUUUGUGUUCACCUGAACCGCAAAGUUUUCAAAGAGCAUCCAGCUUUCCGACUGGCCAGCGACGGGUGCCUCAGGGCUCUGGCUAUGGAGUUUCAGACGAUCCACUGCGCUCCUGGUGACUUGAUCUACCACGCUGGCGAAAGUGUGGACAGCCUGUGUUUUGUGGUGUCUGGUUCCUUGGAAGUCAUUCAGGAUGAUGAGGUGGUGGCUAUUUUAGGUAAAGGAGAUGUAUUUGGCGACGUUUUCUGGAAGGAGGUGACUCUGGCUCAGGCCUGCGCCAACGUCAGAGCGCUGACCUACUGCGACCUGCACGUCAUUAAGCGUGACGCCCUGCAGAAGGUCCUGGAGUUCUACACGGCGUUCGCCAACCACUUCUCCAGGAACCUGCUGCUCACUUACAACCUGAGAAAGAGGAUUGUCUUCCGAAAGAUCAGCGAUGUGAAACGGGAGGAGGAGGAGCGGCAGCGUCGCAAAAACGAAGCGCCUCUGAACCUGCCUCCGGAUCACCCCGUACGGAAACUCUUCCAGCGCUUCCGGCAGCAGAAGGAAGCCCGCAUGGCAACCCAGAAACAGGAGCUCAACGAACAGGACGUCGAGAAGGGUCCGGUCUACGUGGACGUGUCGAUGGUCAAAGCUCCUGUUACGACCACCAGCAUCGUCACGGUGACAGAAAGCCCAGCAACACCGUCCUCCUCGGCCCCUUCACCUUCAACGCCAACCAGCUGCCCCCCCACAGACAAGGCGAAGCUGCAGGUGCCUUCAGCAGUUGCUCUGGCGGCGUGCCGACCCGCAGAGCCGGUCAAAGUCAAAGGCUGGGGCCGCUUCAAGGAGUCCAUGGCCAAAGCCGACAACUGGAACAAGGUGGCCAAAGCCGAGUCCAUGGAGACUUUACCCGAGCGGACCACCGAGCACGAGCCACACACCACCCUCAAGAAGACGGACUCAUGCGACAGCGGGAUCACCAAAAGUGACCUACGUCUGGACAAAGUGGGCGAGUUCCGCAUGACUCCUCAGGACCGCAGUCCCGCCCAGCCUCCAGAAACCAGGCAUGCCUUCUACCCCAUCCCAGAGCAGACUCUCCAGGCCUCGCUUCAGGAGCUCAAGAUGGAGCUGAAGGAGGACAUCAAGAACCUGAGCGUGCGAAUGUCCGGCCUGGAGGCGCAGCUCGCCGAAGUGCUCAAACUCCUCAGAGCCAGGAAAUCCAGUACCGGCUCAGAGCAGCCGCUUUUUGACAUUUCAAGGCCCACUUCGCCAGAACUGGACAAGGAGGACAUUUUUUCAUGAGGAACAGAAGCGCUCGGUCAGGUAACGGCAAUCCGUGAGCUCAGCUGGAAUCCAGUAAUGUUGAGAUUGCUUGGAUAGCUGAGGCGGCGCACGGCACACCAUCUGCAUGAGGCGUGGUCCGAGAGACCCACCCACCUUAACACGAGGUGUGCCCGCUGGUUAACGCGGGACCGUCAACGGUUACGGUGUUCGUAGCACUCAACGCUUGAAGGUUAUGUAACAAAUGACAGAAAAAUGUUUGUACAUAAUUUAUUUUUCCACUGUGCCAUGUUGGAAAAAAAAAAAAAAUCUACCGUGCUUAGUUUGAUUUUAUCUCAGAACUUACUGCAGAGUCGUAAGUGUUGGGAAGCCCCAAUGGAGGCAGCAUGACCCGCUGGUUUGUGAUUGAAUCAUUCGUAUGAAACUCUUUGCAUGUCAUAUAAAAUAGAUGUGUACCCUGUUACUGCAGAUGGGGGCCAUAUUUGAUUAAUUGAGGCUGCACAGCGAGUCAUUUGCAUUAUUUCAGUCAGAAAGAGCCGACUCCAUCCAGAUGUUAGAACAAUCUCGCAGUAAUUUCCUCAGACACAUCUCUUAUUAAAAUCUGCCGGGAUCAUUAUGAAUUAUACAACAGAUAACUCUGGCCGGGGCAAUCCGAUUUCCAAAAAAAAAGAAAAAACAUUCUUGAGCAGAACUUACAACAUAAUUUGCAUAAAGCACUAAUGGAUGUGCUAGAUAGAAAAUGAAUUUAAAUGCUAACCAGUGAGCCUGCAGAGAGGAAGUUAUCCAUCUUUGCUGAAGUCUAGCAUUCGCUAAUCUCAUCUGGGAGCACUGCAGCCAUAUACAUGAUGCACUGUUGUGUGAAAGUUAUGCGUUUUUUACCUCUGGGGAUGUGUUGGGUAAUCUGAUAAUGCAAACUGCAGCAUUUGUUGUGGCUCCGCACCUUACCUUCUUCUGGAAAUCUCAUGAGCCUAGAAAAGGAAUGCCCACUGGGACGAUGUUUCUGAAAUAAUAUGUGCGCUAAUGUGUAUUUAUCAAAGAAUAGGCUGACAUAAUGUCGCAUAAAACCACUGGGUAAUCUGCACCUGAUAAUAGUAACCUGCCAUGACAAAACGUCACAGAUUCAACUCCCUGCUGCAGUGCAUGAUGCAUUUCGUUUCCAACUCAACUACUUUUGCAUGAUUCUUAUUUUUAUAUUUUUUAAAAUCCUUUUUUUUAAACAGUGACUUUGUCACUGUUUAAAAUCAAUACUAUCUAGUCCUAAAAUCAAUACUUAUAUCUCACAGUUUUUGUUGGAUGUAACCACUUAUAAAGUAAGCUGAGAUCAGAUUCUCUUGCU
Messenger RNA from Poecilia latipinna (sailfin molly), 4157 nucleotides. RefSeq names its product potassium voltage-gated channel subfamily H member 1-like. Bases 149 to 2842 code for a protein of 897 amino acids. The record is from RefSeq and is a predicted model, not a curated record. Gene Ontology annotation, molecular function: delayed rectifier potassium channel activity. Gene Ontology annotation, cellular component: plasma membrane; voltage-gated potassium channel complex. The transcript has 10 exons. Gene Ontology annotation, biological process: potassium ion transmembrane transport; regulation of membrane potential. Lineage: Eukaryota; Metazoa; Chordata; Actinopteri; Cyprinodontiformes; Poeciliidae.